AUGCCGGCCUUACCAUUCUGGAUCUAUGUAUUAAUUCUUUCUCUCUUGGAAAUAUUUCUCCUGACAAUCGCCCAGAAUAAAACCAUUUCGACGCAUUAUCUUGAAGACGGGCAGGAAGCUGCUUGGCUCCAGAGCAUUUUACCAGUUGUUCCUUAUCAUGACACUCCUGAAUUUCUUACGAAUACAGUAGAUUUCGAAGUACCAGCAGUAAAUCAGCAAGAACUGGCGUGCAGUAAUAUUCAUAUCGCUGAUGUUCCACGCUCUGAGGCAUCAAGAGGACUUGACCAAGAUUCUUCUGACCCAGUGAUUUCCAUUAGCAGGGAUGUUUUCACGGCCUGGCAAUCCAUUCCCUUUAUUAUUCAGCAAAGAAGCCAAGUACCGGCAACUGAAACUUACAGGACUCGUCCAGAAACGAUUAUUGAAAAAGACGUCGAACUAAUGCAUCCAAAACCCAUCGAUGAAACAAGUGCUCAGGCAGAAAGAAAAGCAAUUUCCGAUUAUUCUCAUCCUUCGACAUCUUACACUAUGGGCCUGAUUUACAAAUCUGUUCCCCCCGAAAUUCAAUUCACAAACCAAAAAUUAGGAAACGAAAUGUUCCGAACUGAACAGGAACUUAUUAAAGCUGAACUGCUUCGUACGAACUUGCCCGAUAUGCCUGCUAUUUCGGAAAAGUAUAGCGUUUCGGCUGCAGGACCAAGUACGGAAUUGCACGGGUUUAAGCCGGAAAUGAUGGGACAGUUUGAUAUGGCUAAAUGCCAGUGUGGUUUUGUUGGGCACGUGGACUCCGAAAGUUCGUUUGUAAAUUUCCGAGAUCAUCUUGAGAGCCACAGUCGGCCGCAUAAACACCGGUGUCAUUGGCGCGGAUGCGGCAAAAAUUUCAUGAAUUCCCAAUUACUAGGCCAGCAUUACUUCGAGCAUUUGAUUACUAAUCGUCGGCUGGUCUUGUUCCGGUGCUCAAAUUGCAAUCGGCACUUCUGGUCCGAACAUUCGCUUAGAACACACUGUGGUAUCAAACACGGCAAAGAAGGUUAA
This is a messenger RNA of Gongylonema pulchrum, 1032 nucleotides long. Lineage: Eukaryota; Metazoa; Nematoda; Chromadorea; Rhabditida; Gongylonematidae. The record is from the annotation of a GenBank genome assembly.